Trachymyrmex septentrionalis is the source of this 953-nucleotide messenger RNA. RefSeq lists its product as uncharacterized. Lineage: Eukaryota; Metazoa; Arthropoda; Insecta; Hymenoptera; Formicidae. The transcript has 2 exons. Bases 186 to 788 code for a protein of 200 amino acids. The record is from RefSeq and is a predicted model, not a curated record.
ACCCAUAAGUUCCGGGAAUUACGCUGUGGUGGGGAGGGAGAGUGGGGGAACCUAUUGUUUGACCACAUGUCCGUUAGUGUCACGCCACCUGCGUCAGUGUGCGAAGUUGUGUCGCUGUGAGUGCAUCGGUUCGCCUGUGAGAUUUUUUUUAGUAAAACAACUUUUUACAUUUCGGCGAAAACGUAAUGGCAGAUUGUCGAGAACAACGCGCGGCUGUGAAAUUUUGUUUCCUGUUGGGGAAAUCGGCCGCGGAAACUAUCGUAAUGCUUAAGACUGCUUAUGGGGAUGCUGCCUUAAGUAAAACCAGAGUUUACGAUUGGUUUUCACGUUUUAAAAAUGGAGAAAUGUCUAUUGAAGACCAAUUUCGUUCAGGACGCCCCUCAACGUCAAGAACUGAUGAAAACCUCGACAAAAUCAAUGCCCUUGUUCGUGAAGACCGUCGCCGAACCAUUGAUCAACUCUGUGAGAUGUCGGGAAUUUCAUGGAGUUCAAUUCAGAGAAUUUUAUCCGAAGAUUUGCACAUGAGAAGGGUUGCAGCCAAAUUCGUCCCGCGACUUCUCACAGACGAGCAAAGGGAGCGUCGACUUCAGGCAUGUUUUGAGCUUCAAAAUCAGCUCGAAGAGGACCCUGAAUUUUUUUCCAAGAGGUGUUGUGCACGCGGAGUUCGUUCCCCCGGGUCAAACUGUCAACCAGAAGUUCUACUUGGAGGUUUUGAAAAGAUUGAGGGAGAGUAUCCGGAAGAAAAGGGCAGAUCUUUGGCGCACAGGCGACUGGUUCUUCCAUCAUGACAACGCGCCGGCCCACACCGCCCUUUCCGUGAAGCAAUUUUUGACCAAAAACGCCAUGACACCAAUUGUCCACCCCCCAUACUCACCGGAUCUAGCCCCCUGUGACUUCUUUUUGUUCCCCAAAUUCAAAAGGAAUAUGAAAGGAAAGCGUUUUGCCACUGUGGA